Messenger RNA from Symbiodinium pilosum, 412 nucleotides. Lineage: Eukaryota; Dinophyceae; Suessiales; Symbiodiniaceae. The record is from the annotation of a GenBank genome assembly.
GUGCGUUGCUCACGGUUCUGGAUCAAGUGCAGAACGUCGGGCAGGUUGUGGAGAUCGGACAAUCUCAUGUCCAUCAAAAGGAACAGGUGCUUUGGGCCAGAAGAGCCUACCAGCUGGAAUCGCAGUCAGUGCGCCUGGAUGUCUUCGACCACGUCAAGGAGGAAAUCCGAUCCCACCACGACACCUACAUGGGUCGUAUCGACGUGCUGCUUUUGGUCUUGGCCCUGAUUUGGCCCUUUGCCCUCAAUGCGAUUCAGUUCUCGGAUCCCUUCAUACCGCAGACCGAAUUUCAGUGCCAGCACUGUGUGGAAGUGAAGCACAAGUGGAUUGUUCUCAUCUGGAUGACGCUUUUAGGGGCAAUCCUGGUGCUGCCCUUCUGGGGGAUACUGAUGCUGAUACGCUGCCGUCUGAA